Molecule: messenger RNA, 820 nt
Organism: Culicoides brevitarsis
Lineage: Eukaryota; Metazoa; Arthropoda; Insecta; Diptera; Ceratopogonidae
Gene: Taf9
Product: transcription initiation factor TFIID subunit 9
Exons: 2
Coding region: 146-820 (224 amino acids)
Biological process (GO): DNA-templated transcription initiation; RNA polymerase II preinitiation complex assembly
Cellular component (GO): SAGA complex; transcription factor TFIID complex
Molecular function (GO): transcription coactivator activity; RNA polymerase II general transcription initiation factor activity; protein heterodimerization activity
Source: RefSeq, a predicted model, not a curated record
AUGUUUUAUAAACAAGCUCAAGUCACAUUUCACUUGCAUUCUGGAGCCCAGUGCAUAAAGUCAUUUAGACGAAAAAACGUAAACAAAUUUUUUUCUCACGAUUUUUUCGUUUUUUCGAUGAAUUAAGGUCUCAAUAUCACUGAAAAUGUCGCAUUCCGGUGUCACACAGAGCAAAAUCCCCAAGGACGCUCAAGUAAUCAUCUCAAUUUUGAAGGAAAUUGGAAUUCAGGACUACGAGCCACGAGUCGUCAAUCAAUUACUCGAGUUUACCUAUCGAUAUGUAACUUGUAUCCUGGAUGACGCCAAAGUGUACGCGAAUCAUGCCAAAAAGAAGGUAAUCGAUGCAAAAGACGUUAAACUCGCAUCUCAGAUGAUGUUGGACAAGGCAUUUACAAAUCCGCCCGCUCGUGAUGUCCUCUUCGAAGUGGCAAAAGCGAAAAAUUCCACCCCGCUCCCUCUGGUGAAGAUUAAUUGUGGUUUGCGACUGCCGCCCGAUCGUUAUUGCCUCUCGGCAUGCAACUACAAGCUCCGUGCUGCCUCGCAACCCAAAAAAAUGGUCAAAUCAGCACUCGAAUCGCGGUCCGGCAUCAAAACGACCUUCAAACCGUCGACAAUUGUGCAAACGACCGUCAAGAAACCCGUCACCGCGAUGCCAAAAACGCAAACGGUGACGAUUCCCAAGCCAACAUUCAAGUUUACAACGCAAGCAAAGAUCUCGUUCAAGCCCAAAACCGAAGGAAUCACCAAAAUGGAGACGGAUGACGGCGAUUCGGGCAAACGGAAGCGCGACGAAGAGGAUGACUUCGAAAUAGUUCAAUAA